CAUACCAAAUGGAUGUCGAUUCGCGCAUGAUGAAGAAGGUACCUGAUGGAUAUUACAAUCAGGAUUACCGGAUGAUGCCAUUGCGCAGACGACGAUCUUCCCGGGAAAAUUCGGAUGAUUACAAGGCAAAACGUGUACGGAGACAGAAUGACUCCAACUGUACAAUGAGCCUCCGUGGAACUCUCCUUUCUUACAAUGUCUGUAUAUUGGUUAUUGGCUGUGCUUCGCUUGGCGUGGGGGUAUGGCUUCUUGUCACCGACUUCGGCGCGAGGAAAGUCACCCCUAUUGUGGAUAACCAGCUGUAUGAAGUGACGACAUACCUCCUCAUCGCCGGGGGUGGGGCUGUAGCCCUCCUAGCCUUCUGUGGGUGCUGCGGCACAAUACGAGAAGAUAAAUGUGUUUUGUCAUUUUAUGGCACAACGUUAGCUAUAGUAUUAAUAAUACUGGGCGUGGCGUCAGGCUUGUCGUUUUUCUUCCGGGGCGCACUUGCUUCUCACAUAAAGUCCCGUAUGCGCGACACGUUAACGGAAAAGUACGGCGUAGGUACACGAACGUUACCUGAACACAAGCGCAUCACGGAGGCGUGGGACUCCAUGCAGCGACAGCUCGGCUGCUGUGGCAUCUCUGGCGACAGCACUUCAACCGAUUCCUGGGCAUUCUAUUCCACUAACACUUUGUGGUAUAUUGAGAUGCAGAAUGACCGUAAGAAGCUCCAGAUGGUGCCGGACAGCUGCUGCCGGGAAGGGGACAAGGCCAUCUGCACGGGACAAACCUACUUCCCCGGACCCCCCAACCAUCUCAACCCUCAGAAGGAGAGGUUCAAAAAGAUAAACCACCUCUACACCACAGGCUGUUAUGACCAGCUGAUGGUUUAUUUGUUGACGUAUUCCGCCGUUGCUGGCAUAGUUUCUGCAAUCGUGCCGAUCUUUUUGAUCUUUGGUAUCAUAAUGUCAUUCUGUCUGUGCGUUAAGAGUAAGUGA
Molecule: messenger RNA, 980 nt
Organism: Haliotis rubra (blacklip abalone)
Lineage: Eukaryota; Metazoa; Mollusca; Gastropoda; Lepetellida; Haliotidae
Product: tetraspanin-18-like
Cellular component (GO): membrane
Source: RefSeq, a predicted model, not a curated record